UUCUCCGCUCAAUCUCUCUUGCUGCCCGUCUGACACCGUAAAUUUUGGUCUCCGUCCCUUGAGUGCUGCGUAGAAAGGCUGAGUCCACCGGCUGCUCCACGGCGAACGGCAUCAAGACGGCUGCUGGAUAUCCGACGAGGGUGCGAAUCGCAGCACCAUGGCAUCUGUCCUUGCGUAUCCGAGGGAUCUCUACGAUUACGUGUGGUCGUUCCGAGACACGCGGAUAGACGCAUGGUCCAGCAACGUCAUCAAGGGCACUUUCGUGUUACCGCUGAUCAUCAGUUACGUGUACGUAGCCAAGGUAGCCGGCCCUCGGUGGAUGAAAGGUCGCGAGCCUUACAACGUCAAGCGAGGUAUCCUUGCGUACAACGCGUUCACCGUGCUCGCAAACGCUUACUUCCUGUACCGGAUGCUGCCGCUGACGUACUUCGGCGGCGGCUACAGCUUCCUCUGCCAAGGGAUAGGCACCAACAGCGAGCGCGACAUGGCCGUCAUUAGCCUGAACUGGUGGUACCUCUUUGUACGCAUCGCCGACUUCGCAGACACCAUGUUCUUCGUGGCCCGCAAGAAGUACAGCCAUAUCACUCAGCUUCACGUAUCGCACCAUGCUCUGGUCGUAUUCAGCGGGUGGUUGUGGCUCAACUUCGGUAGCGACGGUCAGGCCGUGCUCGGCAUCUGCAUCAACGCCUUCGUCCACAUCAUCAUGUAUACGUACUACUUCCUGGCAGCCCUGGGUCCCGGCCUGCAGAAGUAUCUAUGGUGGAAGAAGUACCUGACGACGAUUCAGAUCUUGCAACUGAUAGGGGUCUGCACUCACUCAUCUCUGCCUCUUAUUUUCGACUGUGGCUACCCUAAAGCCCUGUGCUACCUGGAGAUGGCCCAGCUUGUACUGGGCAUCGUACUGUUCAUGAACUUCUACUUGAAGACCUACAGGGUCGGUGGGAGGUCUGGCCCUCCAGUGGCCACAGUGUCGAAGGAAAAAGAUCAAUGAAACACUGUGCAAUGUCUGGCAAAGCUACAACGGCGUUUAUCGAUCCGGCGGUGCGUUUCAGGACGCUAAAUAUGUGAACCUCAGUGCCAGAAUGGUUCAGAAACCGUGUUUCCGGUGGUGAUUUACAUGGCCGAUAACUUGGAUCGAUGGACAGGGGGUUCGCUGUAAAUGCCAUGGCGAACAAUGCAUUGCAGCUGUCAACAAUAAAUUCGAACACCAAGAGGGCUUAAUUCACAGCACUUGGCCACAGUUUGCAUAUCAUGCAGCUGUGGAGGAAGAUGAGGGCUUACAAUGUAAUUGAGCGUGCAGAAAUAUUGAAAAUUCGACAAACUGUGUGGACAAUGUUUGUAAGCUUUAUGUUUACAUGUGUUCCACUCGCAACAUAUUGGUUUUGUAUGCCGAAAUUAUGGUUCAUACACUGUGCUUACUUACUUCAACUGCAAUGGUUAAUGCUUAGAUUUUUCUACUGUUUAUAUGUAAGUGUCAAACGUACUCUCCAAGUUUUGUGUACUAGUUAGUUUCUGUUUAUUAGUGUACUGUGUUUAUUUUCCUCAACUUGCAAUAAUUCAUGCGUAAGGUAUAGUUUUCCUUAUUGUAGUGUUUCAAUACUUCUUUCUGUAGCAACAAAUUCACAAAUUCAUAUUUUAACAUUUGCAACUGAAUCUCCAAUCAUCACUCUUCCACUCUAUAUUGUGCUUUCGAGUGCAUGACCACCUGUGACCCGUUGCAAUGUCCAGACUCGCCUCCUCCUGCGUGCUUUGAUGCAAAAGUGUUUCUCCGAAAACAAAGAGAUGAACUUAAAAAAAUGUUCUGCAAAUACGUUUUAAGGAAAACUGUUUGCGCGCAUCAGCACAAAGUUUAAUGUGUGUUGAGUGUGUUCCAAGCGUGCCGAAAUUCUGGCAACCCGGAAAGAAGAGAAACCAAAGGGGAACUCAAGUUCAUUGAAUCAGUCAAACAACCACAACACAAAGUAGGAAUACACUAAUGCCAAUGUUGUUAACUUACGUUAUUAUCGCAUAUUUUUUAAUGAGAAAAUGUAUUUACCCUGCGCUUUUUACGAUUUCGUGGUUCGGUGGCUUCAUGCGGCAGAUGAUUCUCUUAUUAUUGAGCGCUUCGGGCCCCAUGGUUAUUCUCCCGCGUUGAAUAACAGAGGCCUCGGUUCAGUCGUAGACCUGAUGCUUUAGGCAGCGCCAAGGAUUUAUUAGCCCUAUGCAGCGAACAUCCGUUGAACGUUCUCGCUCAGUGUUUCGACAACGCCCCGUCCUUAAAUACAAGAGGGGGGGGGGGGGGCACUGCCGUGGAUGCCACCGCUGCGGGUAGCGGCUGAGCGUUCUUGACGCUGUUCUUGUAAAACAGGUUAUGUUCAGAGGAGAGAAAAACUGGUCAAGUUGGUACGGACUCGCGGUUAUAGUUAACGGCACGGUUAAGAAUGACGACGACGGCGAACAGCACAAGUGCCCAUGCAGUGUUCUCGUCGCGUCGAUCGCCCUUGCAUUUCUUGAACCACGAUUUGUUUUUGACUUUUUACUUUAGACUAAAUCUGUUCGCAAGUGAGACAGUGGUCUCUUUACGAUCAAGUGGUCUCUGUGAUGUUUGUAAGAUCAGGCGAUUUUUCAGCCGGUUUUUAUAUGUCCCCUGUCGCAUGCUCGCGUUAUGCAUAAUUAUUGUACCUGUGUAGUGGCCAGCUACAGUGUGCGAGGUUGUAGUUGGCUGCGAGGACGUGAUGCUGCUGAGUGUUUGUUGUACUAAUGUUUAUUAUGUGCAUUGCACCACCUUUCUACCCCUCUGUAAUCCAUUUUGGCUGUGUGAGUAUUUAUUAAAUAAAAUGAAUACCAAGAACAU
This is a messenger RNA of Dermacentor albipictus, 2833 nucleotides long. Its product is annotated as very long chain fatty acid elongase AAEL008004-like. NCBI's taxonomy places the organism in Eukaryota, Metazoa, Arthropoda, Arachnida, Ixodida, Ixodidae. Gene Ontology annotation, biological process: sphingolipid biosynthetic process; fatty acid elongation, polyunsaturated fatty acid; fatty acid elongation, saturated fatty acid. Gene Ontology annotation, cellular component: endoplasmic reticulum membrane. The record is from RefSeq and is a predicted model, not a curated record. Gene Ontology annotation, molecular function: fatty acid elongase activity.